Dinoponera quadriceps is the source of this 343-nucleotide messenger RNA. Its product is annotated as centrosomal protein of 290 kDa-like. The record is from RefSeq and is a predicted model, not a curated record. The transcript has 2 exons. The coding region runs from base 37 to 273 and encodes 78 amino acids. Lineage: Eukaryota; Metazoa; Arthropoda; Insecta; Hymenoptera; Formicidae.
CGUGUGCUUUCGUGAUAUUUGCAGAUUUUUGCAAUUAUGUGGCGAUUAUUACUGAAUGAUAUUUCACAGGGCAAUGUGACCAGCCAGCUGGAAAAAUUAGAAAUGACCAAAGAUAUUCUGGAAAUGAUGAAUCUCAAACUGGAGAGUGAAAAUUUAGAGCUGCGGCUCGCAUUAGAAAGGACGAAUUCGGACACUCCGCGGUUGCGAGAGAAAGUGAAUCAUUUGGAAAUAUAUAUGAAGUUAUUGAAAGCAGAAAAGUCGUCAGACUCCUAGUUCGUCAGAUAAAGACUUGCCGGAGCAACGCGCUAAAAAAUCUACCUUCGAAAUGGAGAAAACAAUAUUU